CGGAGCUAAAGUAGUUCGUUGCUCGUGCUGUAAAGUGUCAGCUCGAGUUACAGCUGUUUACCUAUCGCACGUCCUUCCGACGUGUCUUCUGACAUGACUUCUACAAAAACCUGACUCGCGUAUAUGGCGGGGGUUUGUUGCAAGAGCACGGCGCCGUUCUCUGUGUUUAAGCGCACACUCUCGGUGCGCAAUCCGGCCUCGGCCCCGCGCUCUGCUCCGGUGGGCUGCGGGAGAAGAGGCGCUCAGGAAGGCUGCGCGCUUCUCGCUCGCCCGCUGCACUUCCACACCGCCGGCCUUCACCGACAUCCAACGCAUUUGUUUUGCUCUUCUGUCCAGGAGUCCAUGAGCGAGAGUUUGCGGGCGUGUUAUGUCUACCUGAACCAAACGAGCAGAAGCUUUGCAGCUGUGAUUCAGGCCCUGGACGGAGAACUGCGUCAUGCAGUAUGUAUAUUCUAUCUAGUUCUUCGAGCCCUGGACACGGUUGAGGAUGAUAUGAGCAUUCCUCUGGACAAAAAAGUCCCUCUUCUGCAUCAUUUUCACACUUUCCUAUACCAACCAGAUUGGUGUUUCACAGAGAGCAAGGAGAAAGACAGACAAGUUCUAGAAGAUUUUCCCUCGAUUUCCGUCGAGUUCAGGAACCUGGCACAGGAAUAUCAGGAUGUGAUUUCAGACAUUUGCCACCGAAUGGGAGUCGGGAUGGCUGAAUUCCUUGAGAAGAAAGUCGGCUCGAUGCAGGAGUGGGAUAAGUACUGUCACUACGUGGCUGGUCUGGUAGGUGUGGGACUGUCUCGGCUCUUCUCCGCGUCCCUGCUGGAGGAUCCCGAGGUGGGUCGGGAUACCAAGCUGGCCAACUCUAUGGGCCUCUUUUUACAGAAGACUAACAUUAUCAGAGACUACCUAGAGGACCAGCAGGAAGGACGAUCCUUUUGGCCUGAGGAGGCUUGGAGUCAGUUUGCUUCUCGCCUGGAAGACUUUUCUCAGCCGCAGCACCUGAGUUCAGCUCUGUCCUGCCUUAACCUGUUAGUGACUGAUGCUCUGCGACACGUUCCUGACGUCAUCACUUACCUUUCCCGCCUCCGCAACCAGAGUGUCUUCAACUUCUGUGCCAUCCCACAGGUGAUGGCAAUAGCGACUCUCUCCGCCUGCUACAACAACCCCCUGGUGUUUCAGGGGGUGGUGAAGAUCAGGAAGGGACAGGCUGUCACUCUGAUGAUGGAGGCCACCAAUAUGCAAGCUGUAACAAGCAUGAUUGCACAGUAUAGCCAAGAGAUCCUGCAGAAAGUGUCGCACUCUGAUCCGUCGCGGGCUAACACGCUGUGUAUACUCGGAGUCAUUCGGGAAAAGGCGCUUUCCAAGGCAGCGCUGCCCUCCCGUGCUCACAACUUCUCACACGUUUAUCUUUCUGCUGCGACCAUUUUGGCGUUUUUCAGCUGGCAGUAUCUGAACUCCACUCAGUCUCCAAGCAGCACGGACAUGCAGGGACGCUGAGCCAUGUCUUGUAUCCCAAACGCCUCUUCACCCCACGCCAACCAAGCCAACAAACACAUCAGAGACUGUUAGUAAUGUAUAAGAGAUAUUUUCCUGUUCUCAUCACAGUGACUGUUUGUGUUCUUUUUCUGCAUUACAGCAUUUGUAAAUACAACAACUCAGUCUCAUGUUCAAUUAAUGUAUGUUUGUUUAUAUAAAUUACCUUUGGCAUUAAUUCUGGUCUUCCAUAUUGAUGUCCAUGUAGCUUUAUAUAUUGGUGUUAAGUCUAUAUAUAUAUAUAUAUAUAUAUAUAUAUAUAUAUAUAUAUAUAUUUUAAUGACCAAGCAAAGCAGUGACAAUAAGUAAUAAAAAUAAGAUAACUCAGUAAUCACUCUUUUUAAGAUAUGUGUUACAGAAUCAGUGUCCAAGAAAAAUACAGGUAAAAUAAAUAUAUUUCUCAGUUUUCCCCCAAAUUGAGUUAAAGCACUACUUCCAGUUUCUUUAAAGAGCUCAUACUCUACAACAUUAGCUAGCUAGCUUUAGUGUGAGUAUGUUUUUUAACUAAAAAUGGGUAGCUUUUUAAAAGUAAACAAUGGCUAGCUUUGUUUGUCCAGUCAUUUUUGUGAGGAAAUCUUAAACUAAUGCUAACUAGCUUUCUGUGAGGGUUUUUACUUCCUCCCAGAAAUAUUAGCUAGUCACUCUUGUUUUUGGAUAUUCUCCUAAUGCUAGUUAGCUUUGAUUUUGGAUUUUCCUCACGUUAGCUAGUUUGGGGAUAUGUGUGAAAAUUCUUUCUUAAUGCCAGCUAGCAAAGGUAAUCAAAUCAAUUUUGGUGGUGAAUAUAUUCCCAAUGCAUGCUAGCUGUACUAGGUGUCAUUUGUAUUAGCUACUUACUUUUGUGUAGAAAUAUUCUCCUAAUGCUAACUAGCUUUGCUUUCUCUAAUCUAGUUAGUUUUGAUCACGGCUAUUCUGUUUAUGCUAACUAGCUUUGUUUGUGGAUGUUAGAUAGCCACUCUUGUUUGUAGAUAUUAUCAUAAUACUAGCUAGCUUUGUUUGGGGAUUUUCACAAAUCGUAACUAGUUCAUUUUGUGUGAAAAUGCUCUCUAUCUAGCAUGGUUUUGAGGAAUUUAGUAAACGUUCAGUUUUGUUGGGAAAUAUUUUUUUAUAGUGCUUGCUAGGUGUGUGUGGAGAUUUUCACUCAUAUAAGCUAGUUACAUUUGUGUGGAAAUAUUCUACUAAUGUUAGCUAGCUUUAUUUUUCUCUCAUCUAAGCAAGUUCGUUUUGUUCAAGGAUAUCCAGUUCCUGCCAGCAACUUUCAGGAUUUUUGCAAAUGUUGCCUAGUUUUGUUUGGGGGUAUUUUUCUUAAAAGAUUGAUUGUGGAUUUUUCACUAUUCUUAGCUAACUUUUGUUCUGGAAUAUUCUCCUAAUGCUAGCUAGCCUUUGUCUAGGAAACCUCAUUAAUGAGAACUAAUUACCUUUGUUUUAGGAAUAUUUGUUACAGGAUUUUCAUCUCAGCUAGUUAAUAUUGUUUGGGGAUAUUAGUAUUAUUAGAUAACUAGCUAGUUAGUCUCUUAAUGUUGGCUAGUUGGUUUUGUUUGGGUAUAUUCUCCUAAUGCUAGCCAGCUUCUGUUUUGCUUGGUUUGUUUGACGAGAAAUAUUAUUUGAAGCUAAAUUAAUGAUAUCCUGUUUGUUUAAGAGAUCCGAGUUUGCCCCGUUCUGAAUAUCACUGAUAAUUUUCUCUUUCCUUGCUUAUAAAAUUUGCACAAAAUUUAAAAAUGAUGUAAUUGCAUUCUAUAUGAAUGUUUUAGCCAAAUGUCUACUUUAAACGGAUAUAUUAUGCUUUUCCAGCAUAUAUUGAGUUGCUCAUAGUUGGUAUACAUAUAUUUUCUAGGAACCAAUACAGUCUGAGAUGGAUCAUAGCAACAUCUGGCUUUAAAAUUGUCCUCAUUAAAAGCUUUGUUGUGAAUAAAGCUAGCUAGAAUAUUGUACAUAAGCAAAUGUAAAGAAUUAUAUAUAAUUUUUGUAAUGAAUUAGCCUAAAUUGGAAAGAAAAUAGAAGGGCAAAAGCUCAGUUUAAGAUUUAUUUAUUUUUGUAGUAAUCUAGUAUGUAGUCACUUUGAAGAAUGUGACCAAUUAGACAAAAGCUUGAGGAAACAAAAAACCUUGUCUUGUUCAUUUAAAAAAAAAAAAAAACAAAUUCAAUUGGGAUGGAUUUUGCUACUGUUUGUAAUUGAAUUGUGAUUACGAGAUGAAUAUUUCGAUGAAGCAUACACCCAUAUUGUGGUGCCACCAAGCCAUAAAUAUGGUUCUAAUGCAGUUGAAUCAUUUUAAUCUUUGUGAGCUGAAACAUUUUCGUUUCAUAAUUUUCUAAAUAAAAAAAAAUUGUGUGUUUUGAAUAUAAUCCUGUUUUGGACAAAAUACCCCAUGUCUCGUGUUUAAAACCUGUACAAAAACUAGCCUUGUCUCAGGAUAUGAUUUGUGUCAUAAACAAGGCCUGUACCAUCUGGAUGAUGAAAAGUGAUUACUAUUUUCAGAAGGUACAGACCUUUGCAAGACUGUGUACUUUAUUUCUUUAUUAAGGUAAUAAACUACUGAACGAAUAAAGCAUUGUCAGUCAUUAACCUUU
Molecule: messenger RNA, 4089 nt
Organism: Hemibagrus wyckioides
Lineage: Eukaryota; Metazoa; Chordata; Actinopteri; Siluriformes; Bagridae
Gene: fdft1
Product: farnesyl-diphosphate farnesyltransferase 1
Exons: 7
Coding region: 124-1488 (454 amino acids)
Biological process (GO): cholesterol biosynthetic process; farnesyl diphosphate metabolic process
Cellular component (GO): endoplasmic reticulum membrane
Molecular function (GO): squalene synthase [NAD(P)H] activity
Source: RefSeq, a predicted model, not a curated record